This is a messenger RNA of Propithecus coquereli (Coquerel's sifaka), 3999 nucleotides long. It is a transcript of the gene DESI2, whose product is annotated as desumoylating isopeptidase 2. Gene Ontology annotation, biological process: protein deubiquitination. Gene Ontology annotation, molecular function: deubiquitinase activity. The transcript is spliced from 5 exons. The coding region runs from base 232 to 816 and encodes 194 amino acids. The record is from RefSeq and is a predicted model, not a curated record. Lineage: Eukaryota; Metazoa; Chordata; Mammalia; Primates; Indriidae.
CUCAGCCGGAGCGGGCCCGCCACCGGUCCGACACCGUCCGCACGGAGUCUCCUGUCGGCGGCGCCCCGGAGCUGCCGGGCUGCCCGAUGCUUCCGCCCCGGCUGCCGCGGGCCAGGCUGUACGCUGAGUGCCCGGCUCAGGCCCCCUGAAGCGCCCGCGGGGGUGAGAGCGGCCUGGGGCCCCGCGGAGACGGAGCGGCUGGAGAACGAGGCGGCGGCCGCGGGGAGGAGGAUGGGGGCUAACCAGUUAGUGGUGCUCAACGUGUACGACAUGUACUGGAUGAAUGAAUACACCUCAUCCAUUGGAAUUGGAGUUUUUCAUUCAGGAAUUGAAGUAUAUGGCAGAGAAUUUGCUUAUGGUGGCCAUCCUUACCCCUUUUCUGGAAUAUUUGAAAUUUCCCCAGGAAAUGCUUCUGAACUAGGAGAAACAUUUAAAUUUAAAGAAGCUGUUGUUUUAGGGAGCACUGACUUCCUAGAAGAUGAUAUUGAAAAAAUUGUAGAAGAACUGGGAAAAGAAUAUAAAGGCAACGCUUAUCACUUGAUGCAUAAAAACUGCAAUCACUUUUCUUCAGCUUUAUCAGAGAUUCUCUGUGGGAAAGAGAUUCCUCGCUGGAUCAAUCGACUUGCCUACUUCAGCUCCUGCAUACCCUUUCUACAGAGUUGCCUCCCGAAGGAGUGGCUCACGCCCGCCGCCCUGCAGUCCAGCGUCAGCCAGGAGCUCCAGGACGAACUGGAGGAGGCAGAGGAUGCUGCCGCAUCCGCUUCCAUGGCGAGCGCUGCCGCGGGCUCCAGAUCGGGGCGCCACACUAAACUAUAAAUGUCUCCAAAGUCACACUUUCAGAACUGUCUCUGGCAGUUGAAUAUCAAUAGGGAAAAGUAAACAGUAAGCGUCCUUUGGAUAUUUUGUAUGCAAAGAUGACUCUCCCCAAAUCCCAGUUUUUCAGCUCAGGAUUAUAUUUGUAAUCAAAUCACUUGGCGCAGGAGGGAGAACUUUGUACGAAGCUGCCCUCUGUUUUUUUUACCCACUUGUAAAUUUGGAUUUACUUCUUCUGUUUUAUACAAGCUCUGUUAAGUUAUGUUUACAGUAUUUUGUAUCGCUGUUUACAAAUCUUGCAUGGACUCCUGCCACCGUGAAAGAAGAAAAUCUUCAUGUCUUCAAAAAUUAGGCAGGUCAUCUUUGUACACUUCUGACAAUUGCCAGAGCUGUGGCAUAAAUAAUAGGCACACAAAAAGGUACUUACCCAGCUACAGUCGUCAUUAUCUGCUUAAGAAUUGUCUGUUAGAUUUCUGUUUUGUUAAUGUCGGUGGCACCAGGAUGCAGAGAGCCAGCUGGCCUGCGGUGAAGGAGCACACACAGCCCCGAGGGCUUGGGACCCUGGGUCCAGGUCCUCCUCGCACUCCUGCCACACUGAGUAGCACGUCUCCCACGGAACGAUCAGUUCCACCCCGAAUAUCCGUCCGUGUAGGCAGGGUGGUAUACUCUUACGUCUUUCUGGCUUUGCUGCCUCUCGUUCUACAAUUAUGUUUUUGUUAAAGAUAUUCUUGUUAGUAACUGACAAGUGUUUUUGCACAUGUUUGGGGGGAGGCGCUACAUUCUUAUUUUAAUACACAUUGGUUUCCUCCCUGCACAGGACUUCGUUGGUGGUGUAGGAAUAUCCUAAGUGGUAGCCUUCUGAGUAGCAGUAUGAGUUGACAUUCAACUGCUUUUAACUAUUCAGGCUACCUUUUUUUAUACUAGACCUUGAAAACCAGAGUCUAAAGCAACACACCCCCAAAAGGUAAUGCUUUGAUAUUUCAUACUUUUUAUGUACCAUAUCAGAGUAUGUCAGAGCUUGUUAAUUUGUUACAGGAGUCGUUUCACCUCCUAAUAGAAUGCUUAGUCUUGUGGACAUCUUGUUACAUUUGUGUGUCUUAAAUUUCAUCUUAUGUUCUCAAAUGUAUGUCUCUUACAUAGCGUACUCUAAGAAUGAAAUUGUUACCACAGAUAAAUCCUCAUUAGCAAGGAAUCUGUCUGUUCGUCUACUCUGUUUGACCCUUGGAUGUAAGAAUCAAGUCAUUACAAGUCAUUCAGUUUUUCUGCCUUAAGAAUGAAUGUCCUACACAAAAUAAUGGAUGCAGUAUACAAAUUAUCCAAGGCAGUGACUUUAGCUUCAUAUAUAUGUUGUUAGUUUUAAAGUUAUUUACAUUUAUUUAAACGUUUAGAUGGGAUUGUUUGCCAUUGCUCUGUGUGAAGAUACAUAUCUUUCAGUACACUACGUUUUUAACUUUUCCAUAAGCUGAUUUUCAUUCAUCUUAUCAACUUAAGCACACCCUGUUCAUAGGGAAAAUAAAGCUUGGGUUAUAAGCAUUGGCCUCAGGACAGUGAAGCCACUUAACCUAAUUUAUGAUUUUGACCGUCCUGUUUCCAGAGAGGAAAGCCUUGACAAAUUUCUCUCAGUUCUUUAGGGAGCAGAACACUUGUUUUAAAAGUUGUGAUAGAAAGAAGGAAGGAACAUAUGAACUUUAUGAAAUGUUGACUUGGUUCAGAUCUCAAAGUGAGAUUUGGGGCAAAACACUAAGGCUCUAGCAGUGAGAUGUUCACUAAAGAGAGUCCUCUCACCAAAACACAGGUUAGCAGAGAGUGUUUGAUGUAGUUAAUGUGGAUUAUAGUUUUUUUCUAAUUCAUUCGAAUAUACAUGAUUUAAACCUGAGCUGCUGACACAAAAGGGUAGCCAUUACUUAGACACUUCUUGGCGAAUAUCCAGGAACAUCCCAUCUGUGCUAUCCAGAAUCCAGCAACUCAGCACACAGAUGAUUUUAUUGUUAAUUUGUUUUUACUUUCAUCGGCAGCAUUUAGAAUUUAAAAAUACUGUAAAGGGUUCUAGUAGAAAUAGUGUCGUAAGGCCAGUUAUCCUAACAAUCAGCAGAUAAAAUUCUGGACAUGAGAUUCCUUGCAAUCUAAUUAUACCUGAGGUUGAGAAAUAAAUGUCUUCCUUCAGAAAAUCCCAUUCAAGUCAGGCCUUCUCUACAGUUCAAAAUUGAGAGUAGAUUUCAUCAGCAUUUAACCAGCUUUUACUUGCCCUUGGAGGAAAAGAAUCUUGUUCUCAACUUGAUUUCUGUUAAGAAAAAUCCUGUAUCAAAAAUCUGGUCAUACACACGUGAUAUGAUGGAGUCUAUUUGUUGUAACCAAGUUGAAACAUCCUCAUGGUGGGCUGGACAGUAAUGUAGUGUUAAAGGGGCAGAAGCUUCUGGUUUCUGCUGUUUUAAAUACCCUUGGGGUGUUUUUUUUGUUUUUUUUUUUUAACCCUUCCAAGGGAGCAUCAGCUUUGGAAAGUGUGACUUGUGGGACCGUGGAGGGAAGUGGUGUACAAUCUCAGCCUCCACUUAAUGCCUGAACUCCAGCCAACUAUUGCUCCGGCUCACAGCAAUAGUGCACGUUACCCAUCACCAGCAUUUGUACAGAGCAGGGAAUUCUGGUUUCAGUCGGUCGGUGCAUCGUGUGUGUGAGGAGAUUCAACACGACAGACAGCUGCGGGACUCUGGAUCCAUGGCUUCUUUCCAUCGCAAAACGGGUAGAAACACAUUCACUGCUUCAGGGUUCUAAUCUGUGCGUCUCCUUAUGGCUCCAUUUCUGUAAGAUACUCUGUAGUUUUGAUAUAUGCUGUAUUUUCGUUAAAUGAUUAAGUUUCGAAGACUCGGGGUUUUUGUUCAGCAAGCUGGCCAUACUGCCAUCGCAUCCCCUUUUCUUUGGUAUGGUUGGUUUUAGGGCGCAGCUCAAUUAUUAGACUUUGUCUACUCGUUCAAUACUCAUCUUCGCUGUUUGAAGGGUGUUACAGCUGUCAAAGAAUCUUCGUGGACCUGAAGAUAAUUUCUUGUGAAGUUGAAUGCAAGUGUACUGUCAUUCAUAGUGUUUAUAUAAAAAUACCAGGAAUCUUCACUUUUGCUACCUUGAUAUAGCAUUGGGCUAUCAUGUUACAACAUUGAAAUACAUUGAUUUAUUAAAAAAUACUUUUAUAAGAAA